Molecule: messenger RNA, 5464 nt
Organism: Stegostoma tigrinum
Lineage: Eukaryota; Metazoa; Chordata; Chondrichthyes; Orectolobiformes; Stegostomatidae
Exons: 7
Coding region: 467-4714 (1415 amino acids)
Source: RefSeq, a predicted model, not a curated record
CACGGGUGGUGGAUGCAGUGUUAAUUUGUGUCGGUGGAGUCUCGGAGUUCGAUCGUUUGUGUCCGUCCUCUGUUUGUGUUUGUUCUGGGCAGGGCAACACGUCCGUGCACCGCUAAACAACCGCUCCCUAGGAUCAUCGAUAAGAGGGUGGGGCUGGAGGAACGCAGCAGGCCAGGCAGCAUCAGAGCAGCAGGAAGGUUGAUGUUUCAGAAUAUUUAUGUCCUGAAACAACGGAGGAUAACAUUUGCUGACCUUUGAAAAGAAGUAUGAUCAUUCAUACCAACAGCAAUUCAAGUAUAAAGUAUAUCUUUUACAGAGAUGAAAUGACACACGUCUGAAGCAGAAUUCUGUUGUGGCACAGGAUCUGUGUGUGUUGUAAGCCUUGUGCCAAGGGCCUUGAACUGCUGCUGGAUGGUUAUGACGUGAUGCUGAGAAGUGAUGAAACUUCUUGCCCAGAACUGCAACGAUGAAAAUUUACGAUUGCAAGAGGGGAUUGUUGCCGCCGUAUCCAUUAUCGAAGCCGGCUCGCAACGAUGUCGCGUACGCUGCAAACAGAACGUGUGUGCGCCCAGCAUCUGCACACCCUCCGCCUAAUAGCUGUACUAAACCUGUUGAGAAUGCCCUCCAAACACUACACCAGAUGAUUGGGACAGUUCAGCCGAUGGCGCAGAUGCAGGAGUAUAAAUCUCAGCAAAUGCUUUCUGUUGCUAAAGCUAACCCACAAGCACCGAACACCACUACAGCUCACCAAGCUGUUUCGAAGGCAGCAUCUCAACCUCUUCCAGGGAAAAGGCUAAUCCCAAUUCUUGCCAAAAACCAUGCAGUAACAAGUACAGGAGUCCAACAGCUUGCUGUAAACGGGCUUGUAUGGAUGAUGACCACAACCGCUGGCCAAACCGUCCAGUCUCCGAAUGCCCACAAUAUCUAUUCUGCGAGGGUAAUACCAGCCUUAAAUCCAGGUGUAGCUUAUCAAAAUGCAGCCCAGUCUCCGAAUUUAUUAAUUUCAUUAUCAUCUACGAAUGGAAGUGUACCUCAAAUUUCAACGGACCAAAGGCAUGUAAGUCUUUCUGAACCUGAAGGAAAUUGUAGCUUGACUCUUGAUGGAACGGCAAAUCAUUUAGUGAAAUGUCAUGGGCAGGUACAAAUUCAGUCGAAAUAUGGCAAGGUUGGUACAGAUCUGAACAAAGGUCCUGAAGGAAAUGUAACCUAUAAUGUGUCUGCUCAGCCUGGCCAGGGAAACUGGCCAGCUAUUACAAAUGGAGCACAAGUAAGAGCUGGCUCUUCUGACAAUACUCUGCAGGUUUCUGAAAGGACAGGACAAUCUGUUUGUUUGAGUUCACAGCCCAGCAUGCAGCACAGUACGUCCAAUUCUUGGUUUGCAUCUACAAAUUCAAAUAGCCAAAAGAGAAUGGUGCUUGCCAGGGUUACUCCAAUGUCUCAUGACUGGAAAGAUUUGCAGCAAAACCCACGUUCUCUUCAGUCUGCUGACACUUCCAACGCCAAGGACGUGCAAGUGCAAGGCACUCAGUUACAUGAUAAAUUAAGUGGUCAGAAUGGAGUAUUACAAGAUGCUCAUUCAGCAUCUGAAAAGUCUGUUGAAAAGCAAAACCAAGCUACUCCAUUAUCCCCUACAGAGAUGAUGGAACAGAAGAGUGUUCCUGUUGCACCAGCUGUACCUCAUCUCACUUCUAAACGAGAGUUAUGCACUCGAGAUGAUGUACAUAAUAUUCACUUCUAUUUUACGCCUUCAACUGUGAAUGAAGUCAGUAUUAUAACUUCUCAGGUACCUUCCAUUGUCAAUGCCCAACAGAAUUUAACGUCCCCGGGACAUCUAAUUUCAACUGCCAACGUAAGUUCACACAAUACAGCCCCUGAGACCUCUUUGCAUUCCUCUGUUAGCCUUUUACCCAGGGAAAGCUCUGAGGAGCAGGCAACCUCAGGCCUGGUACUCGUAAUUCCACCUUCUGUUCUUGUGCAGAAUUGCCAGAAUGUGGAGGCAGCUUCUGUCUGUAGCCCCUCUACUGUAUUAACUGGAGAAGAACAUACACCAGUGAGACUUCCUGAAUCCCAAGGUGAAACCUCCAGCCUGGUUGUGGAUGUAUCUACCCCAGAGUCUGAGAAAUCUAAAACUGCUCAGCCAGCAGCUCCCAGCCUGUUGAACCUAAAUGGACAGCCCCAUCAAGAAAAUAUCAGCUCAUCUAUAGCUGAAGGAUUUGGGGAACAGGCAAAUUGUACGAAUACAUCAGUGGAACCCAGUCAGGUGUCAGCUGAAAUGUUGGUGUCUUCCGCUGAGCUGAAUGGAAAGAAGAGGAACCUAAUUUUGGAUGCAGGAGUAUUGCCGAAAGACUGUGGUUUCCAUCAUGGCGUGUUGCUGUGUGAUGGCCAGGAAAACGCAACUGACAGUCCACCUCAAAAAAGGUUUAUGGCUUCUGCUGUGGAAGAUUCUUCAAAGGGUGAAAAUGUGUGUAAAAAUGUACCUCUACCUGAUAAAAAGAAAAUGACAAACUCAUCAGAGUUGAUGAUGUGCCCUGGCAGCUCUCAGAAAAAUGAGGUGGUAGUCGCUGAUGAAAUUGUUCCCGAUUGUAAUACAGAUCAGCCCGAGAUCUGUAUCACUGGAGUGUUUUCAUUAGGAGACAAUACCGGGAUGUGGAAAUCUGUUCAGCAGAGCUCCCCCUGCCCUGUGGUUGAUCUAACUAGCUCUUCAGCAGAGGAAACUAAUGAUGCGUCAACAACAAAAGGAACUGGAGAAUCUGGUUUGAAAGACCAAGCGGCACACGGAGGUUGUAAUAUUGUGAAGGAAAAUCCACAAGUGCCGUGUUUACCUCAGUCUAAUUUGAAGAGUGAACAAUGCUCAUCAGUGAACGAAUCUCCUCCUUUGGGACAUGUGCAGUCAGUAUUGGAGAGUUCACAGGAAAAACCCACAUGUCAGCAGACCCCUCAAUCUGAUACUAGCCAGGUGAAUAUUUUAAUAGAUCUAACCGCAGACAAAGAUCAUUUCCCUGAACCCCAGCAGAGUCCUUCAGUGAUGCCAUCUGAUUUCAAAGAGCAAGAUGGGAAACUGGUUUGUGACCAUAGCACCAUGUCUGUUGAAAUUAAUAGCCCAACCCCUUUGAAAUUUGCAGAUAAUGAGCCUCAGGGUCUUGAUGAUCUGUUGCAUUCAAUUGACACAGAAAUUGAAACCUUACUGAAUUUCUGGAAUCCUUAUCCUCCCAAAUUUGCAUGUGCCAAUAUUGCAAAGUCAGCCAGCAUACACCACAAUCUGCACAAGAGUGAAAAUUGUGAGAGUAAAGUGCCAAAUAUUGCUAAAGAAACUGCAUCGAGUAUUUUCGAAGAAGUGCAAAUGCCAGAUGAGGGUGAGAAAGCUGGCCUAUCUGACAAUUUGGACUGCAACUCCUCUUGCAGUAUCAAGGUACUCGGACACACUGAGAUUCUGAAUCUGCUCGCGGAAAUAGCGAAACCCAAAUUUAAUGAGAAGCUGCCUCCAGGAAGUAUAUUGUCUGAAACGUUCAAUCACUCAGAUGUGAGGUUGAGUGAGGAAAGUUCAAGUAAAGUUUCCCAGAAUGCCUGCAAUGAUGGAUGGAAGGCUGGCAGCUCCAAGGCAGUGACAAUGAAGCUACCUGUUAGACAGUGGGGAGAUCAAAAUCCUACAGUACAGCCUCUCACCAAUAAGAACAGCUGUGCAAAAAAGGGAAAACGGGAAAGGAAAGAAUAUUGUUGUAUUAAUGCCUGGCUAGCUGCGUCCGGUGUGCUUGGCAUAUAUUGCCAUUGUAAAUUAUCACAGGGAAAUAAAACUGAAAGCCAGGUAGAUUUGCAACAUGCCAUGCCUGAGACCCAAAAUAGCAAUGAGACUAGUAAUCCAAAUUGUGUUGCAAAACACAUGGACAUAGAGGCCACCUUACACAGUGUGCCCGUUGCCACUCAUAGGGGACAUGCUUUAGAAGUAUCUGAGAGCUGGAAUUCUGGGCCCAGAAGCUGCACAGACACUGCCCCUGACUUGAAUCAGGCUGAAGUUUUGAGAGACGUUAAGCAAGAUGUGUGUAUUGUCCAGGCUAUGCAGCAGCAGGCUGGUGAAAACCGUACUAGACUAGAAAACGAUGAGGUGGAAGGCUUGUGUAAGUCAGGUGUUGCAAACCCAGGUUCUCUUGGUAUGUCUGAAGAAUUGGAUAGAUUACCAUGCAAAGUUGCUUUUCACAAGAAAUCCGAUUUGAGGGAAAGCAAAGAUCUUCCCCAAGAUCUGGUUGAAAUUGAACCAGAUAAAGACACGUGGACUGUUCAGGAACUUAAUGAAGAUAAAAAGAAAAGUGGGAACAAAGAUCCGUCUUCAAAUGUGUUGAGAAAGAAAAUUGGUGACCAAACUGACAAGUGGAAUGUUAACCGACACCUUGGAGUUAAGCUUGGAUUCAAGGUCAUGAAAAGGAAACGUGACACUCCGAAUUGCCGGAGCCCACAGAAACAAUGGAAAAGUGAUACUUGGGGAAAGGAAAGAAAAUAUGCCAAAUGCCCUAGUCUACAGAAGAACCAUCAUCCGCAGAAGAAAACAAGAUAUGAUGUUGCUGAUGCCAAACUUCUACCCAACUACAACUGCCAAGUUAUGAUCAGGGAUAAAACUUACUCCUCAUUGGGAGAACGUGCUGUACUUGUUAAUCUAAUACCUGUUUCUGGAAAGAUCUGCAAAACCAAGGCGAAAACACGAACCAAAUCUAAACAAUUGUAAAAUGAAAAUCCUUCCUUUCCUGGCAACUUCUUAAUAUUGAGCCUUAAUUUUUUUUAAAAGAAAGAUGAACAAUUUGUAUGAAGUACGAUGGUGCUUUCUUUUUGUUUUAUGUGACCGUUCGCUCUAAUAUUACUAAUGGCAUGGAGAUUGAAAUUUCCUACCAAGGCUUUGUGCAAAGAGUUUGAAUAGUUAAUUUGUCUCUUCCCACUUCAUUAUGACCAGAUGCUUCAUUGAGAGAUUGUCUAUUAGGUUUAAAUUGUAUGCAGAUCCACUCGGAGAAUUAGUUUGAUAUUAGAUUUGGUCAAAAGCUGCAAAUUUGAUUGACCUUAGUACCUCGGUUGAAUUGUACAUGGUGCUUGAUUUCAGUGUAUAUGUAUCAAGUUUCGUACACUAUGUAUCGAACAAUGUGCCACUAGCCACUCUGAAUGAAGAAAUAAGUUACUAGGUAAAAAUUUCUUGUGUUAAAUAAGUCUGUUAUGUUUUCAGAUUGUAUUAUAAUAUUACACAUUGAUAAUUUGCUUUAGUGUUUACAAAGACUUUUUUAUAUUGAACUUUAUCAUUUUUAACCCUGUUUUCUACUUCUGUGCAACCUGAAUUUUGCAUGACGUUUGGAAGUGACAGAAAUUAACCAUUGUUGUAUUAGUUUGUAGUUAGUCUCUAAGUUUAAAUUGUCAAAAUUGUACAUUAUGAAAUAUUGACAAAGUUCAAAGGUAUUUCAAACUUUAAUGUGAAAUGGCAGCAGUACCCCGA